AUGAACUUCCUUAGUAUUAUAUCCAGUGUCUACGACCCGUUGGGGCUUGUCGCUCCUGUUGUUUUCCUAAGGAAUUCACUUCUGCAAGACAUCUGGACGUACGAGAAAAGAAUCGGCUGGGAUAACCCUAUCCCCGAAGAAUUGGGUCAACGCUUCCAUUACUGGUGCGAGCAUCUGGAGAACCUGGAGUUGCUGACGGUGCCAAGAUGUUUUCGACAUCAACGUGGACGUUGGAGGCAACAGCACCUGCAUGACCAGUCAAUCAACGUAUCCUUCGUCAUGGCUAAAGCUCACGUAACACCAGUAAAAGGACUCACGAUCCCAGGAUUGGAGUUGCAGGCUGCUGUAGAAGGCUUACAUAUCACCCUAGUUAUCUGUCGGGAGCUCGAAAUCGACUUACGUGAAGUUACCUUUCAUACCGACUCUGAAACCGUUUUACGUUCAAUCCCACUUGCCGAUUUUAAACCUUCGUAA
Daphnia magna is the source of this 474-nucleotide messenger RNA. RefSeq lists its product as uncharacterized. The record is from RefSeq and is a predicted model, not a curated record. The transcript is spliced from 2 exons. NCBI's taxonomy places the organism in Eukaryota, Metazoa, Arthropoda, Branchiopoda, Diplostraca, Daphniidae. The coding region runs from base 1 to 474 and encodes 157 amino acids.